Messenger RNA from Populus nigra (black poplar), 1103 nucleotides. RefSeq names its product trihelix transcription factor GT-3b-like. Bases 116 to 940 code for a protein of 274 amino acids. Lineage: Eukaryota; Viridiplantae; Streptophyta; Magnoliopsida; Malpighiales; Salicaceae. The transcript is spliced from 2 exons. The record is from RefSeq and is a predicted model, not a curated record.
UCUCUCUAUCUUUUUCUUUCUUUCUUUCUUUCUCUUCUUUGAUCAAAUCAAUCCUUUCUUGUGGGUGUAAACUGAUUUAGAUUAUUUUGUGUUUGCGUGUGUUUGUGUGGUUGUUAUGGAGGGUCUUCACCACCACCUUCAUCACCAUCAGCAGCAAAUACAGCAGCAGCAUCACACCAGUGUAAACGUUGAUACAAGUGAUAGGUUUCCUCAAUGGAGUAUUCAAGAAACGAAAGAGUUCUUGAUGAUCCGUGCAGAACUGGAUCCAACUUUCAUGGAGAAAAAGAGAAACAAAGUUUUGUGGGAAGUUAUCUCUAAGAAUAUGAAGGAAAAGGGUUAUAAUCGUAGCGCAGAGCAGUGCAAGUGCAAGUGGAAGAAUCUUGUUACACGAUACAAGGGUUAUGAGACGAUAGAACCUGAGUCUAUGAGGCACCAGUUUCCUUUCUAUAAUGAGUUGCAAGCGAUUUUCACAUCGAGGAUGCAAAGAAUGUUAUGGGCUGACGCUGAAGGAGCGGCAAGUGGGUCGAAGAAGAAAGCAGCGCAGCUAUCUUCUGACGAGGAGGAGGAUAAUGAAGAAAUUAGCGAAGGAGAGAAGGGUAGCAGUAGAAAGAGGAUAAAAAAGGGCAAGGCAGUUGGUGGAGCAAGUUGUAGUACUGGAAAUAGUAAUAGCUUGAGAGAGACUUUGGAAGAUUUCAUGAAGCAACAGAUGCAAAUGGAAAUGCAAUGGAGAGAAACAUUUGAAGCAAGGGAAAAUGAGAGAAGGAUGAAGGAGAUGGAGUGGAGACAAAUUAUGGAAGGAAUAGAGAAUGAGAGGACAACGAUGGAUAGAAGAUGGAGAGAGAUAGAAGAGCAAAGAAGGGUGAGAGAAGAAGCUAGGGCUGAGAAGAGGGAUGCCCUUAUCACAGCACUUCUAAACAAGCUUAGAAGAGAAGACAUGUAGUGAUCUCCUUUCUUUUAAUGUUUUUGCUGUUUUAGAGAAGAAGGUGCUUACAGAGAGGUUUGUCCUGAAACUCUCAUUUUGGGAAUGUUAAUUAUGUUCUUUGAUUAAACCUUUUAUGUUAUGAUCAUCUCCUUUUUGCCAACCGUGGCUAGAAAAGCUUCAA